CCUCUCAAAGAAAGCUCCAAAUCAAAGCAGUGGCAAAAAUAGUCAUUUUCUGACUGGUUGGUACAACUCAACACAAGACAGAAGAAGAAGGUGAAUAAUGUGGUAUGUACCCAUAGAGAUGUAGUUAGUAUACAUCUCUAUGUAUGUACCGUACCGGUAUCGCACUACACUGAGCUGGCGCAAUUCCGCAAUUUAAUGUGGAGAUUGCAUCAUCAGUUUCAAGAUGGCAGCGCCCAUGGAGCACACGAGCAGCACAAGUUCCGAGCAGAAACAGAGUAAAAAAAGACCAUGCAGAGCAUGUACCGACUUCAGAAGUUUUGCUAAAGAUAAGGGAGUGAUGUUACCGCCAGGUUUUCCAGUUCCAAAUGGAUCCAACUCUCAGGGGACCAUUCCUGCUCAGGGUGAGAGGACGGACCGAGAAUGUCCGUUAGACCGUGAAGAGCUUGGUCGGAACACCUGGUCCUUCUUGCACACCAUGGCGGCUUACUAUCCAGACCAACCAACUCAGACGCAGCAGUCGGAAAUGACACAAUUUAUUAAUCUCUUCUCAAAGUUUUACCCGUGUGAAGACUGUGCAGAGGACCUCAGGGGAAAAUUAAAGACAAACCAACCAGAUACGAGUACAAGGCAAAACCUCUCACAGUGGUUCUGUAGGCUUCAUAAUGACGUCAGUAGGAGAUUGGAAAAGCCUAUUUUUGAUUGCUCAAAGAUUGAUGAACGAUGGUUGGACGGAUGGAAGGACGGGUCAUGUGACUGGUGACAUCGUUGUUUUGAUGGACCGAUGGAAUUACAAGAUACCACCUCUCAUAAUGGUUUUGUAGGCUUCAUAGUGACGUUUGUAGGUUGAAAAAGGCCGCCUUUUGAUUGCUCAAAGAUUGAUGAACGAUGGAUGGAAGGAUGGGUCAUGUGACUAGUGAUAUUGUCGUUUCGAUGGACCAUUGGAAUUACAAGACACGACAACCUUUCGUAAUGACAUUAUUAGGGGAUUGAAAAAGCCUAUUUUUGACUGCUCAAAGAUUGAUGAAUGAUGGUUGGAUGGAUGAAAGGACAGGUCAUGUGACUGGUGACAUCGUUUUGAUGGACCAAUGGAAUUACAAGACACAAUCUGUUGUAAUGGUUCUAAGGCUUGACAAUAAUGUUAGUAGAAGGUUGGAAAGUCUAUUUUCGACUGCUCAAGCAUUGAUGAACGAUGGUUGGAUGAAGGGACGGGUCAUGUGACUUGCGACAUCGUUUUGAUGGACCAAAGGAAUUGCAAGACACAAUCUGUUGUAAUGGUUCUGAUGACUUGACAACAACAUUAGUAGGGUCAUGUGACUGAUGACAUCAUUGUUUUUAUGGACCAAUAUAAUCGAAUCGAAUAAUCAUGUACUCUUGGAUGUGCCAGAAAGUGGACAAUAUAAGAUCAAAUGAUUUAGACAAUGAAAUGUAGGAAGCUAUUCAACUUCUCAUAUUAAUGGAGAAUUUUUUUCAAGAGAAAUAUAGGAAAAUCAAAUGUACAAGUAUUUCUGGCCAUUGAGUAGAAUUGAGAAACUUCCUAAAAAUUUGUAAAGUUGAAUGCACUAAAUACCAAUGUUUGCCCUAAAUUUUUGAACUCCCGCACUCUUGUGCACAGGAGUGAAUCUAAUUGGCUACACACAAAUUGGUGCCCUGACCGUAUUACAGCCAUUAAAAAAAAAUCAUAAUUUGAUUAAGGGCAUUUGAAAACAAUCUGUCUCCAUAAAUAUCAUGGAUUGAAUUUGGAAGCUCACAAAAAUCUGAUGUCCGGGGUAAAAAUAAAUCUGUAAAAGGCUAAAAGACAUUGUUUGGAUGUAUUAAGCACUAAAUAAAAGCGAAAUUUUGAUUUAUUAUUACUACUAAUUUCAUUGUCCAUUCAUGCAAUAUCUGUUUGGUCCCAUUUUCUCUCCAACCAGUGUAUUGUACGACUAUUCUGUUCAAACCUUAUAAUGGCAAAAGGACAAUAGAGGAAUUAGCCUUAUUUUUAGACCCACUGGUCAGUCACCCGGUGGAUGUAAGUAACCAUGAUCACGACUUAAUGUUCCAUCUUGAUGGCAAGGUUAACAUCCUGUCUAAAAACAAUUAGUCUACAUGUACAUGUGCUACUAAGAUUGUCUAUCAUCAUCUAUAUAGAGCGUUCUAGCCAUACAUUAAGAACACAUAUUUUGGUCUGUAUCAAUUGCUCGUGCAAUAUCAGAGCGUAUCCCUAAAACAGGACUGAAAAAUCCGACGAAUAUCCCAUAGGCUCCUGUACAAUAUUUGCUAUCGAAUACGAGAGCAUAUUCAACAGUUUAAGGUGCGUGCGCAAAUGUGUGAAAUAUAAACGUGUACAAGAAUGAAAGCAAUGCAAAGCACAGCAUAGAGCACAACUACGCUCAAUGGCGUCAUAAUGAACUACAGUGUACAUGCAAGUCGCAUGUUAUUGACCAAAAUUGAUUCUAUGAAGUGAUAAUGGCAUAAUGUGAUAAGUGAUAUGACUUCUUAAAUCACAUUUCUCCCUCUUUUUGGGGGAGGGAGGUGGGAUAGAUGAUAAUUAUAUUGGAUGGCUUUACAUGUAUUUCAGAAAUAUUCCACUCAUUAGGGCCAAUAUUCCACGAAUUGCAGAUUCGUGGAAUAUUUCUGGUAUACCAUUCUGGGCCAUCCAAUAUAAUAUAAAUGCCACAUGGGCUGAACCCAUUUGAUCAAUUUGGUCUCAUUGUCACUUGGUCUAAGACUCACUUUGGGCUGUCAUUUAGUCUGAUUCCCAGGCGGUCUAAUUUCGACUUUGUCUCACCUUUUUGUUCUUUGUAAACUGAAAAUUAGUUCAUGAACAGUUCACCUGUUACAAUCAUGUUGACUAAAUGUAAGUGGUGUUGGACAGAAUGUGUCUACAAUGAUCAAAAUGGGAAUUGCCUGUAUGGGUAUUAGACAAAA
This is a messenger RNA of Lytechinus pictus (painted urchin), 2907 nucleotides long. RefSeq names its product FAD-linked sulfhydryl oxidase ALR-like. The coding region runs from base 224 to 760 and encodes 178 amino acids. NCBI's taxonomy places the organism in Eukaryota, Metazoa, Echinodermata, Echinoidea, Temnopleuroida, Toxopneustidae. Gene Ontology annotation, cellular component: mitochondrion. The record is from RefSeq and is a predicted model, not a curated record. The transcript is spliced from 3 exons. Gene Ontology annotation, molecular function: flavin-dependent sulfhydryl oxidase activity; flavin adenine dinucleotide binding.